UAGUCAGACCGGCUAAAGCCGGUACAUAUAUAAACGGAGGCUGAGUGCUGAAGUCAGGACAAGCUGGAGCUGCUAUGGGUGUGAGACAGGGUAACUGAGCCAUGCUGCCUGGCUGAGUGUGAGCAAGAGCACUCACCCUCUGACUGGCGAAAAUGACAGCCAUGGAGAAGUGCACCAGCGCCAACGUUUAUACCAAAGUGCCUGAUGGCGGCUGGGGCUGGGCGGUUGCCGUGGCCUUUUUCUUUGUGGAAGUGUUUACGUAUGGAGUGAUCAAGUCGUUUGGAGUGUUUUUUAACGAGCUUAUGGUCUACUUUGAUGAAAGUAACAGCAGGAUAUCAUGGAUCAUUUCCAUCUGUGUGUUUGUCCUUACGUUCACAGCCCCUUUGUCCACUGUACUGAGCAAUCGAUUUGGACACAGGCCUGUAGUCAUGGUUGGAGGAGUUCUCAUUGGUUCGGGCAUGAUUCUAGCCUCAUUUGCACGCAAUGUCAUAGAAAUGUACAUCACUAUUGGUGUGGUGUCAGGACUCGGUUACUGCCUCAGCUUCCUGCCAACCGUCACCAUUUUGUCACAGUAUUUUGACAAGCGCCGGUCCCUGGUUACUGCGGUUGCAUCCACAGGGGAAUGUUUUGCAGUCUUUGCAUUUGCUCCAGCUAUCACUGCGCUCAAUGACCUCAUUGGUUGGAGAUUUUGCCUGUUGACCGUAGGAGCAUUGCAGCUGAACAUUGUGGUCUGUGGAGCCUUGCUACGGCCGAUCGUAAUAAAAAAACAGGAAGAACCCAAAGGUCCUUUAAAAAGCGAAAACCAGGAGGCUACCUAUAUGCUUGAAAAUGAGCAGACGCUCACAUCUCUAGACUCCAUAGAUUCUGGAGUCGAAGUAUCUACCUCACCUAAGAAUGUAGCAAGCAGUACGAAAGCAGAGGUUCUGAUAGAGCCGUCAACAGAGAAGGAGGAAUUAUUUGAGCCAGCGGAACCUAAAAAGAAGGUUCCGCCUCUCCUUGAUUUUUCAGUGUUGAGAAAUCCCAGUUUUAUGUGCUAUGCACUUUUUGGACUCUUUGCCACCCUUGGUUUUUUUGCACCUUCGCUGUAUAUCAUCCCCCUCUGCCUAAGUCUGGGCAUCGACAAGGACCGGUCGGCUUACAUGCUGUCCUCUAUGGCCAUCGCUGAGGUCUUCGGAAGGAUUAGCGCUGGCUGGAUCCUGAACAAAAAGCCAAUCAAUAAGAUUUAUAUUGAACUCAUCUUCGUCAUCCUGCUGUGCCUGGCUCUAGUUGCCUUUCCCUUUGCCUAUAACUUUUCAGCACUCAUGGUUUGUAGUAUAUUUUUUGGCUACAUGCUGGGGACGGUUACAGGGACUCACAUCCCUUUAGUAGCAGAAGAAGACAUUGUUGGUAUCGAGAAGAUGGCAUCAGGGGUCGGAGUCUAUGUAUUUAUUCAAAGCAUCGCUGGGCUGGCAGGACCCCCAUUAGCAGGGAUGCUGGUGGACUGGACAAAUAACUACGGUUCUGCAUUCUACUCCUGUGCGGUCGGGAUGGCACUUGGUGCCGUGUGCCUGGCCUUGGUAAGACCGUGCAAGAAAGGACUAUGCAGGAAAAAGACAACGGUGGCACGGCACGAAUCCAUCACAUGCCAAGAUUCACAAGAAAUGCCAGUAGACUUCCUAGAAAUGGACAUGGGACUGGGCAAAAGCUGUCAGAGCCUCAACGGGAGUCCUUCAAACCUACACCAAUAAUUAGGCCAAAUGAGACUGCAAAAUCAGGUCAUCUCUUCCACAUCAAAAGACAAUCCACACCAAAAAAAAAAAAAAGGGAACACAAAUCAAUUUAAAUGUGAAUGCUGCUUAGGAGAUCAUUCCUCACGCGUGUAUAGCAGCAACGCUGAGCAUGCUGGGUAAUCUUUACACGUAGUGAGCAGCGCUGGCUUGUCUCUCACACCUAGAUACCUUUGCAUGUUCGUUCAUUGUGUACAUGAGUGAUGGUCGACUUUUGGCUGUGCAUAAUGGGACAUGUAGUCCACAACCGCAGCAGCAGGGCUAAAAGGAUACCACAUCAUUGAUGCACGUUACUUGGGACCCUUGCUUGUCUGUGUGAAAAUCCCUUACAAGAUGCAUACCAAACCCCGCAGGAUCCCAUUGGCUGACCAUAAGAUACCCAACAGCCACUGCUGCAUCUUUUAAAGAAACUUAUAGCAUCAUGUGUACUGCUGCAUCUGUCUUUAAUCAGAUACACUGAAUAAUUAUGUACGUUUUGUUUGGUUUAGGGUUUAUUUUUUUUAAUUUUUUUAAUGCAGACCAAAUAUUUAUUAAAUUAUUGUAGAAUAAGCUGCUGAAUGGUAGAUUUUGCUACAGAAGCACAUGAAAAUGAGUAAGAAGGUUUAUACGGUGACAUUUCUGUAGGAACUUUGCAUUUUUUUCCUAUAGUGCCUCAGGUCUUUAUAUUUUUUAAUUCUAGUAUUUAAAUACAAAAAGCAGGUUGCAAUGACUGAUACUGGUACAAAACUGUUCUGGUCAAACUCAUGCCUUGAAAUAAAGAGAUCUUCUGACAUUCAAA
This is a messenger RNA of Pelobates fuscus (common spadefoot toad), 2544 nucleotides long. It is a transcript of the gene SLC16A6, whose product is annotated as solute carrier family 16 member 6. Lineage: Eukaryota; Metazoa; Chordata; Amphibia; Anura; Pelobatidae. The record is from RefSeq and is a predicted model, not a curated record. The transcript has 6 exons. The coding region runs from base 153 to 1727 and encodes 524 amino acids. Gene Ontology annotation, biological process: transmembrane transport; monocarboxylic acid transport. Gene Ontology annotation, cellular component: plasma membrane. Gene Ontology annotation, molecular function: monocarboxylic acid transmembrane transporter activity.